ACCCGGCCGGGCUCCGGGGAUGACGAGUCCCUGUCCGCACGCCGCAAACUGUCACCCCCACCCCGUGUGAGGUACCCCGAGUGGACCCGGUGCCCCUUUCUGGAGCUGUCAUCGCUCACCUCCUCCCCUUCGCGUUUCGUUUUUACUUUUGAGAAGACUGAAGAUAAUGUGGAUGCAAGUGAUCUUAAGCCAUUUUUUGAGACCCACUAUUCUCAGAUAUAUUUCAUCUUCUAUGAAAAUUUUAUAACACUGGAAAAUAGUUUAAAAUUAAAAGGGAAUAAUAAAUCACAAAGGGAGGAGCUGGACUCUAUUCUCUUUCUUUUUGAAAAAAUACUGCAGUUUCUACCUGAACGAAUUUUCUUUCGAUGGCAUUACCAGAGCAUAGGCUCAACUUUAAAGAAGCUUCUACACACUGGAAAUUCUAUAAAGAUAAGAUGUGAAGGAGUCAGACUGUUUCUUUUGUGGCUUCAAGCACUUCAGACAAACUGUGCAGAAGAGCAGGUGCUGAUUUUCGCUUGCCUCGUGCCUGGUUUCCCAGCAGUCUUGUCCUCCAGGGGGCCCUGCACACUGGAGACCCUCAUCAAUCCCAGCCCUAGUGUAGCUGAUGCAAAGAUAUAUCCAGAAGAAAUCACUCCACUACUUCCAGCUGUAUCAGGGGAGAAGACUGCAGAGGACCAAACCUGCUUUUUCCUUCAGAUACUGUUGAAGUAUAUGGUAAUUCAGGCUGCAAGCUUGGAGUGGAAGAAUAAAGAAAAUCAAGAUACUGGUUUUAAAUUUCUUUUCACAUUGUUUCGAAAGUAUUAUCUUCCUCAUUUAUUUCCAUCAUUUACUAAGUUAACAAACAUCUACAAACCUGUACUUGACAUCCCCCAUUGGAGACCAAAGCCCCUGUACAUUACUACAACUCGAGACAGUGAGAACAUUUACAGCACAAAAAUUCCAUACAUGGCAGCUCGUGUUGUUUUUAUUAAGUGGAUUGUAACUUUCUUUUUGGAAAAAAAAUAUCUAACUGCAACACAAAGCACUAAAAAUGGAGUUGAUGUGUUGCCUAAAAUUAUUCAGACCGUUGGUGGUGGUGCAGCACCAGAGAGGGUACCGGAGCUGGAUGGCAGUGGGCCCCUGGAGCAAGACAAGGGCCAUUCUAACAGCAGCACUUUGUCUGAGCGAAGACUCAGUAGCUCCAGCCUCUGCAGCAUCGAGGAAGAGCACCGGACAGUGUAUGGAAUGGUGCAUCGGAUCCUCCUGUCCACACGAGGUUACAUCAAUUUCGUGAAUGAAGUAUUUCGCCAGGCAUUUCUGUUGCCUUCCUGUGACAUAGCUAUAACUAGGAAAGUAGUUCAGGUGUAUAGAAAAUGGAUCCUCCAGGAAAAGCCUGUGUUCAUGGAGGAGCCGGAUAAAAAUGACAUUGCCCAAGAGGAUGCUGAAAAACUAGGUAUUUCAGAGACUGAUGCCAAGGAGGCCUCCUCAGACGGUUCGGGUCAUAAGCGAUCUUCCAGCUGGGGACGCACAUACUCCUUCACAAGCGCCAUGAGCAGAGGGUGUGUGGCUGAAGAGGACAGCACCAGUGUGAAGGCUGGGGCCCAGGCUGUGCUGCAGGUAUUUCUGACAAAUGCUGCAAAUGUUUUUCUGCUGGAACCUUGCGUUGAAGUUCCUGUGCUCUUGAAAGAGCAAGUUGAUGCUUGCAAAGCUGUUUUGAUUGUUUUUAGGCGUAUGAUAAUGGAGCUUACAAUGAAUAAAAAGACAUGGGAACAGAUGUUGCAAAUACUACUCAGGAUAACAGAAGCUGUCAUGCAGAAGCCAAAGGAUAAACAAAUAAAGGACUUGUUUGCCCAGAGCUUGGCAGGGUUACUGUUUAGGACGCUCAUCGUGGCAUGGAUCCGAGCAAACCUUUGCGUGUUCAUCUCUCGGGAGCUCUGGGAUGACUUUCUGGGUGUGCUAUCCUCCCUCACUGAGUGGGAGGAGCUCAUCAGUGAGUGGGCCAACAUCAUGGACUCCCUGACUGCAGUGCUGGCGAGAACUGUGUACGGAGUUGAGCUGACAAACCUACCUCUGGACAAGCUAAGUGAGCAGAAAGAGAAGAAACAACGGGGCAAAGGCUGUGUUCUGGAUUCUCAGAAAGGGACCACUGUGGGGAGAUCCUUUUCUCUCAGCUGGCGGAGCCACCCAGAUGUGACCGAGCCCAUGCGAUUCAGGAGUGCCACCACAUCUGGGGCACCUGGGGUGGAGAAGGCAAGAAAUAACGUCCGCCAAAAAGCAACUGCUAAGCGAAGCCAGUCUAUCAGCAACUGUGUCCAUCUCUCUGAGGCUUUGCCUGCCACUAAAAGCGUCCCGCUCCUACUCCACACCGUGAGCGCUCUCUUACCUGGUCUCUCUUACUCCUCUUGCUCUCACAGGCUGUCAGAAGUGGAGGAGAAUCCACAGUCAGAGAACGCACCUGCAGCAGAACCAAGCCAGCUUGCAAUGGGACAGCAGCAGGUCCUCCGGAGCAGCAGCACCUCUGACAUUCCUGAGCCGAGGGUCCCAGAUACAUCUCAGGGUCAAAAGGCAGAAAUUUCACAGAAUUUGACUUCUUCAGAAUCCAAUCCUAGUCACGAGAAUACGGGCCAGGUGAAGAGAGAACAUGAAGGAAUAACAAUCUUAGUUCGAAGAAGCAGCAGCCCUGCUGAAUUGGAUCUGCAGGAUGAUUUGCAGCAGACACAAGGAAAAUGUAGGGAAAGACAGAAGAGUGAAAGUGCCAGCGGCGACACAGCUGUGGGCUAUAGCAGUGAGGCCGAGCUGUUGGUGAACCCAUGGCAGGUGUGUGAGGAGGACCCUGACCUGAGCACACCCACAGAUGCUGUGGCUGACGCUGAUGCACGGCAGUGGUUACAGCUGAGUUCCACAGAUGCCUCAAACCUAACAGACAACAGUGAGUGCCUGGUGGAUGACUGUAGUAUCAUUGCUGGGGGGAACCUCACUGGCUGGCAUCCAGAUUCUGCUGCUGUGUUAUGGAGAAGAAUCUUGGGGAUCCUCGGAGAUGUGAAUAACAUCCAGUCACCCAAGAUUCAUGCCAAAGUGUUUGGCUAUCUCUAUGAGCUCUGGUACAAACUAGCGAAGAUCCGGGAUAAUCUAGCUGUAAGCCUGGAUAACCAGUCUUCUCCGUCUCCUCCUGCCUUGAUCCCACCACUCAGAAUGUUUGCAUCAUGGUUAUUUAAGGCGACGACACUGCCAAAUGAAUAUAAGGAGGGCAAACUGCAAGCCUACAGGCUGAUCUGCGCCAUGAUGACCAGACGCCAGGAUGUCCUGCCAAAUUCUGACUUCCUGGUGCACUUCUACCUCGUGAUGCACCUGGGAUUAACCAGUGAGGACCAGGAUAUCUUGAACACCAUCAUAAGACACUGCCCGCCCCGAUUCUUCUCCCUGGGUCUGCCUGGCUUCUCCAUGCUGGUGGGGGACUUCAUCACGGCCUCAGCCAGGGUCCUCAGCACAGACAUGUUGGCGGCGCCUCGUUCUGAAGCUCUCACGGUGCUUGGGUCCCUCGUCUGCUUCCCUAAUAUCUACCGGGAGAUCCCAUUACUACAGUCGGUACCAGAAGUGAGUGAGGUUAUCACUGGAACUGAAGACGUCAAGCAUUACCUCAUAAAUAUUUUACUGAAGAAUGCCACAGAGGAACCAAAUGAAUGUGCAAGGUGCAUUGCCAUUUGCUCCCUGGGAGUGUGGAUCUGCGAGGAACUUACACAACAUACCUGCCACCCCCAGGUGAAGGAGGCCAUCAACGUGGUCGGCGUGACACUAAAGUUUCCUAACAAAAUCGUGGCUCAGGUAGCUUGUGAUGUUCUUCAGUUGCUGGUUUCCUACUGGGGAAAACUUCAGAUAUUUGAAAUCUCCCUGCCUCGGAAAAUGGCAGAAAUCCUUGUGGCCACAAUUGCUUUUCUUUUACCAAGUGCAGAGUACUCCUCAGUGGAAGCAGAUAAGAAGUUCAUUGUGUCCUUGCUCCUCUGCCUCCUGGACUGGUGCAUGGCCCUGCCAGUGAGCACCCUUCUACACCCGGUGUCCACCUCGGUCCUGGAGGAACAGCACCCAUCUCGGGUGCCCUUGUUGGAUUAUAUCUACAGGGUUCUACACUGCUGUGUCUGUGGCUCGAGCACAUACACCCAGCAGAGUCACUAUACUUUGACCCUGGCCGAUUUGUCCUCUGUGGAUUAUGACCCCUUCCUGCCCCUGGCCAGUGUGAGGAGCUCUGAGCCAGUCCAGUGCCAUUCCUCAGCAGAUUUGGGCAACCUGCUGACUGUGGAAGAGGAGAGAAAAAGGAGGAGCCUGGAGCUGAUCCCACUUACCGCCCGCAUGGUGAUGGCACACCUGGUCAACCACUUGGGUCACUACCCGCUGGCUGGGGGCCCGGCUGUGCUGCACAGCCUAGUCAGCGAGAACCAUGAUAACACCCACACUGAGGGUGCCGAGCUGUCCCCCGAGGUGUUCCGGAGCCCAAACCUGCAGCUCUUUGUAUUUAAUGACAGCACCCUCAUCUCUUACCUGCAGAUGCCUGCAGAGGGGAUGAGUGGCAGGUCCCCAGGGGGCGCCGUCUCAGAUGUGCGGGUCAUUGUGCGAGACGUUUCAGGGAAGUACUCCUGGGAUGGGAAGGUGCUCUAUGGACCUCUGGAGGGCUGCCCAGCACCCAGCAGGUGCAGUCCCCCCUUUCGGAUUCCCAGCUGCCAUCCUCAGAACAUUGGGCCGCAGAAAGAUCUUCCUCAGACAGAAGAGGAGGAUGAUGUGCUGGACAAGUUGCUUGAGAACAUUGGCCACAUGAGCCCUGAAUGCCUCUUGCCAUCUCAGCUAAAGCUAAAUGAGCCUUCCCUACCCCCGUAUGGAAUGAACAGUGAGCAGGAGAAGGAAAUUAUUGAGGUUAUCCUGCGCCAGAAUGCACAGGAGGAUGAGCAUGUUCAGAGGUGUAACUCGGCCUCCACCAUGAAGGUCACCAACCAAGGGCAGCCCUCCCCAGUGGAGCCCCAAGGACCCUUCUAUUUCUGCAGGCUGCUGCUCGAUGACUUGGGAAUGAACUCUUGGGACAGAAGGAAGAAUUUUCAUCUGUUGAAGAAAAACUCAAAAUUAUUGAGAGAGCUGAAAAAUCUGGACUCCCGUCAGUGCCGGGAGACACACAAAAUUGCAGUGUUUUACAUUGCUGAAGGUCAGGAAGACAAGUGUUCGAUCCUCUCCAAUGAAAGAGGAAGCCAAGCUUAUGAAGACUUCGUUGCUGGUCUUGGAUGGGAGGUGGAUCUCUCUACCCACUGUGGCUUCAUGGGUGGCCUGCAGCGCAAUGGCAGCACCGGGCUGACUGCACCUUACUAUGCUACCUCCACUGUGGAAGUAAUUUUCCACGUUUCCACUCGGAUGCCAUCGGACUCAGAUGAUUCCCUCACCAAAAAGCUCCGUCACUUGGGGAAUGAUGAGGUCCACAUCGUCUGGUCUGAACACUCCAGGGACUACCGCAGGGGCAUCAUCCCGACGGCCUUUGGCGACGUGUCCAUCAUCAUUUACCCAAUGAAGAACCACAUGUUCUUUAUCACAAUAACCAAGAAACCCGAGGUGCCAUUUUUUGGACCUUUGUUCGAUGGCGCCAUCGUGAGUGGACAACUGCUGCCGAGCCUUAUCUGUGCCACAUGCAUCAAUGCCAGCCGGGCUGUGAAGUGCCUCAUCCCGCUUUACCAGAGCUUCUACGAAGAACGAGCACUGUAUCUUGAAGCAAUAAUUCAGAACCAUCGCGAAGUCAUGACGUUCGAGGAUUUUGCAGCUCAAGUCUUCUCCCCCUCGCCCAGCUACUCCCUCAGUGGAACGGAUUAAAAUACACAGAGGUCUUGUUACGGUACCUGAGCAAGGUGCUGUGGCCUCUGGCCUGUGUGCCACCCGGGAGAACCCUGGUGUGGAGGAGACAGGCAGACUCCUCAUCCUCCCCAAGCCCCCAGUCCUGGGGCCCCCGAGAAAUGUCAUGGCUGCAUGACUCUUCGAAAGAUUACAUGGAACUUCUGGGUGAGGCUGUGUCCUCCUUUCCUGAAACCUCACAAACUUCUGGCUUCCAAAGAAAAAAGAAAAAGACGACAACCAGAGACAAGCAGCUACCACAGGGCACGGGCGGCUACUUCUGGGGAGGAGAUAGAGGGCAGUUGGCCCCCCAUUCAUAAACACAACCACCUAUCCCAGAGGAGCCAGUAAAACAUUAUUAUUGUGGGAAGAAUUUCCUGUGUGUGGAUCUCACCUGUCCUUCCUGUGUUAAGAUCAUGGUUUACUCAGAAAUUUCAUCAUCAUGACAAUUGGCUCUCCCGGGGGUCCUUACCAGGGAGAAGGUUUACCUCUUCCACCUGGUGCUUGCAGCCCCCUAGCACAGCAGGAUCGGGUGACAGCCAUGCUCCUGCUCCAGAGCACUUGGAGCUUUCUCAGAAUCCAGGGUCCUGCUGGGGAUUUAGCUCAGUGGUUCGCUGCCUGCCUCAUAAGUGUAAGGUCCGGAGUUCGAUCCCUAGCACCAAAAAAAGAAAAACAAGAAAAAAUAUCCAGGGUCCUGUCCUUGAGAGAGCUCCUGCAGGACAAGGAUGAUUCUGGGCACAGCACAGCGCAGCUUCUCCAACACCAAGGCGAGCAUCCCUAAGACGUAGAUUCUGUGCCCCUUUCCUGUCCUCCAUGCUCCCCUACACAUACCUGCAACGCCACCCUCGCCUGCCUGGUGAUGGAUAGCAUGGCCAUUUCUCUGCAGGGCUGGGUUGUUCCCAGGGACUAUGGAGUUUCUUUGACUGAUGGCGACUCAUGCAGGACAAGGGCAACUCAGGAGCCAGGUGUGCUCUGGGACACAUGGGAAAGAACCAAACAUAGUCCCUGUUAGAAAGGCAGACGUUUUAGGCAGAGCUGUCUCAGGCUUGGGGACAAAAGCUGUUCCACUUGAGACAGGAUGUUCUAGGUGGCUGUCAUCUCUUGGGGCUGUGUUCUGAGGGUGUGGGGAGGUGACCAGUUUUGGUGGCUUUUCCCGCCGUGUUCCUAUCUUACUCUCACCAGUCCCUUUUCAUUGACUUGAGCUUUCUGGUCACUGGUUUGGCUGGUGUCACUUAAACUAGCUCGUCUUAUUCCUGGUCUGCUUGGUUUCAUGUUUACAAAGUGCCCAGACCUUGUUCCUGUAUGGAGUUCAUUACCUGUCCCUGGGCCCAAAGGCAGGAAGUGACUGCCGGGAGAGCAUGGAUCCACAGGUUUCAUGCAAAGAGGGCAGAGGGAGGAGAGGCAUGUCAAGGACUGGAAGGAUUUUCCUUUCUGUGGUGCCAAGAUAGAACCCAGGGGCCUUCACUUGUGCUAGACCAGCACACAGCCCCUGAGCCCCAUCGAGCCUCUGGUGCCAGAGUUGAUGCCCUGGGAUUUGGGCUUUAUUUUGUCUCUGGCCAGUGCUCCUGACUUUGGAGUAGGAAAUUCAAUUGCAAGUAGUGAAAACUCAAGUUCAGUAUAUCCCCAGUAGUGUUAGGAACCCCACGGCCCCAGAUGACAGCCAGCAGUCCUCCGCCGGGAGCCUGAGUCCACCACUGCAGGAACAGCUUUGGUUUGGAGACAGAAUGGGAAGCAGGGAGUCUGGCAGCCUCGUUGCUUGCAGUGCAUGACUUAGUCAUUUUUGUUAUUUGGAGUGGAAAAUUGAAGUGAUCAAGUUUUUCUUUUUUUCUAGUUAGAAAAUAUUGUGUUUUCUCUAAUAAAUGCCUUUUAGUUUAAAAAUUGCCAGGGUCACUCAGACCCUCCCAGCCACACACUGCCUCCUCACUUCGUGGGGCAUGGGUCAGCAACUGCAAACACAAGCAGCCCUCGGUGGGCCAAAAUAGGGUCGUACACGUGGCCUCGCACAGGGCCCAGCUGCUUCCCCUACUCCACACACUGGUUUCCCGAUUUCCAUCUGAACAAAUCUGAAUUUAGAGUCUCACUUAUCAGCUUUUAUACUUAAAAAAAAAUAGUAAUUCCACAAAUGAUGACUUUAAAAAUAGUCAAGCCUUGAGCAUGAAGAAAUAUGUAGCUCAGGAGAGCAGCUGUCACAUGUGUCUUUGGCAGCUAAGUCUGCUGCUCCUAAGAGCUGUGGCUGGGGGACCCUUGCCUUGUGAUGUGGGUUGAUCCACUGGACCCUUAGCCUUACAAACUAGAUCACACAGAUCCAGAGAGCCAUGCAAGUCCCUGUCUUCCCAGUCAAUUUCAGUGCCACCUCCACCCACCACUGAUCUGAUCUGUUUGUUCCAAGCAAAAGUUUAAGAAUCCUUUGACACUUACUGUGACGUUGUGUAUGUAGCUGAGUACUUUAUAUCUACUGAAGGGAACAGUCGGUAAAAAAAUGGCCAUAGUUAUAGCUGCUCUGCGUAUCUAUGUAUGACACUCACAUUAAGUGGAUGUUUCCCGUGUUUUCAGGUAUACUAGGUUCAGUAUGUAUAAAUAGGGGAAAAUUUGAUAAAUAUGGUAAAUUAAGGUUAUAGUGAUUCUUGUUUUACUGCCUCAUUAUUUAAUUUCCCUACCCCUCCACGUCUUGCAGGCUUUUGAGGUGGUAGAGGCCCUCUCAGCUAACCCAUCCCGCAGACAUAUGAGCGUGUGCGCGUGUGUGUGUAUGUGACACAGGACACACUCCACCAAGGCAGCCGUGCUCUGGGACAGCGUGUGGCUCACUGCUGACGCCACCUGACUCUAGUUCACCCUCUUCCCCCUUUGGUUCUGAUUGCGAUGAUUUAAUAAGUGGAGACACAGCACUCAGGUGCUAUAUGUUUUUGUUGGUCUCAUAGUUUGUAGGAAAAUAAAGUUUAUCCUGGAAUCUAAUAAAAAAGGUGGUUUGUAUUUUUAUUGAAUAGAGUUGUUCAAAAAUGUUUUUUAAACCAAAGCCUAAAUGUGUCCAACGUGGUAUCUGGUACCAGAGCAACGAAGUUACCACGUAUAGGCAAAGUUGACCCCGUGGUUCCUGAUGUGGCCUGCUAAAAGCUGGCCACCAGAGGUCCUGGGCCCAAUGGCAUUGACCCACCCAUGCACGCCCAUAGGGCUUGUCAUGGUGAGCCCUGACAAGUAAGUUGUAAUGUAGCCUCCUGCUGUCACGGAUGAGGCCAGGCUUGUGGUCCUGCCUUGAGACACCAGACAUCACACUACAGGCUUGCCCAGCCACUGCAUGUGUCCUGGCCACUUUCUAGACAGCACAAGAAUGCUUAUAACACUGGGCAGCCAAGUUUAUGAAAUCACUCAUUUGUCCAUUUAGGAAAUGCUCAUUAAGUACUUGUUACUUGCAAAACAGAUCCAUGGCCUCAGGAGAGCGGUCCAGGUGUUCCCAGGAGUCAGACAUCGAGUCUGAACUGAAUGGGCUUCUUUCUCAUUUCUUACAAACAGCAAAGCCAUGGUUUUAAUACUUCACUCCUGGUAGGGUGCUCCUUGGGAAGUAUCAGGCCUCUGUGACAAGUAGCAGUGGUUCCCAGCCUGGACCGUCAGCCUCGUGCAGGAAGCUGGGGUUCCUGCCCCAUCUCACUCCCAGUUCUGUUGCCCCUGCUCUGCUUUCCUUACCUACCCAGAGGACACAGCUGC
Molecule: messenger RNA, 9534 nt
Organism: Fukomys damarensis (Damara mole-rat)
Lineage: Eukaryota; Metazoa; Chordata; Mammalia; Rodentia; Bathyergidae
Gene: Ralgapa2
Product: Ral GTPase activating protein catalytic subunit alpha 2
Exons: 41
Biological process (GO): regulation of small GTPase mediated signal transduction; positive regulation of GTPase activity
Cellular component (GO): nucleus; cytoplasm
Molecular function (GO): GTPase activator activity
Source: RefSeq, a predicted model, not a curated record